UCUACUGGGAGUGCUACUUUCGCUGAAGCAAAGACGUUUGCUCAAGGGAGAUAAAACAGAACGACUAGGAGCCUACAAGCGUACGCUGAUACUACCAAGGCCUUUUAAUAACACGUAAAGUAUCAACACGUUCAUUCAUUCGCGGGCCGCUGUUGGCUGAGCCCGCGGCGACGUUUCUCUCACAGGGAGUAGCUUGCUCCCCCUCUCUGCUCUCUCGCUCCCUGCAGCAGCCAUAUUGGAAUGCUGGAUCUGGAGAGGGGGAAGCAGGAACAAGCGACGAGAGAAGGAGAGGGGAGAUAGGCAGGAGCGAAAAAACAGUAAUUGCGACUACUUCCAGCUCCUCAACUGAAAUAACGGAUUAUUUACCGACUGUGAACGGUUGUACACGCCGGCAAAGUCAAGUCAAACUUCUCGGACGUAGCCUGGAAGAAGUCGACUAACUUGGAGCAGUUAAAAGGAAGACAGACCCACUGCCACCAAACUCGUCGCCACAGUCACAUGGAGUGAAUGUGGAGUAACGUUAACUACAACCUACGAUAUUUCCAGGAUUGCCUACUACACAGAAUAUGACAGACACCUAGCAGCAGCAGUAUCAGCAGGGAAAACCAUGGCGACAGCCUACCUGGACCCCAACCUGAACCAUGCCUUCCUGGAAGGUGCCAAGUCACGUCUGAGUGCGGGGGGGUCGGACCGAACCAUGGCCGGCUCCGUGGACAGGGUUCUGAAAGUCUUUCAUCACUUUGAGACCAACACUGAACACAGCUGCUGGUCCUCCAAUAUCAGAUAUGGAGAUGCAACUGAUGUCCGGGGAAUCAUCCAGAAAAUUCUGGACAUCCAUAAAGUCCGCUGGACAUCUUGUUUUGGUUUGCGUCUCAGCAACAGCCAAUCCAGAGACCAGGUUCACUGGCUCCACCCUGAUAUGGGCGUGUCCCACGUCAGAGAGAACUAUGAACAGGCACGACCAAACGAGGAGUGGAGGUAUGAGUUAAGGAUCCGGUAUCUUCCAAAGGGCUUUGUGCAGCAAUUUACAGAAGACAAACCUACACUCAACUAUUUCUAUCACCAGGUGAAGAAUGACUACAUGACAGAGAUUGGGGAUCAGGUGGAACAGGAUGUAGCCCUCAAACUGGGCUGUUUAGAAAUCCGGAGGUUCUUCAAAGAGAUGAGAGGAAACGCCCUGGACAAGAAAUCCAACUAUGAACUACUUGAGAAAGACGUUGGUUUGAGGCGUUUUUUCCCGAAAGACCUGUUGGAUUCAGUCAAGGCUAAAACUCUCCGUAAGUUGAUUCAGCAGACGUUUAAGCAGGUAGCCAAUCUCAACGAUGAGCAGUGCAUCCUGAAGUUCUUGGAGAUACUUGCACCAAUCCACCGCUAUGACAAGGAGUGCUUCAAAUGUGCCCUCGGGUGCAGCUGGGUGAUCCAGGUGGAGUUAGCCAUCGGGCCAGAGGAAGGGAUCAGCUACCUCACUGACAAGGGAUCCACGCCCACCCAUCUAGCCAACUUUAACCAAGUUCAGUCCAUCCAGUACUCUGCUAUGGAGGAGAAGGACAGGAAAGGGAUGCUACAGCUCAAUGUAGCUGGAGCUGCUGAGCCUCUCACAGUUACAACAGCGUCACUGACCAUGGCAGAGAACUUGGCUGACCUGAUUGAUGGUUACUGUCGGCUCAUCUCAAUGGAAACUCAUUCCUUCAUCGUCAGAGUUCAGAAAGAGGGAGAGAGAGCUCUGCCUUCCAUCCCAAAAGUGUCCAAUAGCGAGAAAAAGUUGGAUGCAGUCAGGAGUGGAGUUCGAGCAAUCUCUGUCUCGGAGGAUCUUAGUGGGGAUGAAACUGAUGACUAUGCUGAGAUAGUUGAUGAAGAGGACACUUACACCAUGCCGUCCACUCGGGAUUAUGAGAUCCAGAGGGACAGGAUAGAGUUGGGCCGCUGCAUUGGAGAGGGUCAGUUUGGAGAUGUACACCAAGGAGUCUAUAACAGCCCGGACAAACCAGCUCUGCCUGUCGCCAUUAAGACCUGUAAGAACUGUACAUCGGACAGCGUGAGAGAGAAGUUCCUACAAGAAGCAUUGACAAUGCGUCAGUUUGACCACCCUCACAUUGUUAAACUGAUCGGAGUGAUCACAGAAAACCCUGUGUGGAUCAUCAUGGAGCUCUGUACGCUUGGAGAGUUGCGUUCGUUCCUUCAGGUGAGGAAGUACAGUUUGGAUUUGGCAACUCUCAUUCUGUUUGCCUACCAGCUCAGCACGGCACUGGCAUAUCUGGAGAGUAAACGCUUUGUACACAGGGACAUCGCAGCUCGCAAUGUCUUGGUCUCUUCAGUGGACUGUGUGAUGCUCGGCGACUUUGGUCUGUCACGAUACAUGGAGGACAGCUCCUACUACAAAGCUUCUAAAGGUAAACUUCCCAUCAAAUGGAUGGCUCCUGAAUCUAUCAACUUCAGAAGAUUCACUUCUGCCAGUGAUGUGUGGAUGUUUGGUGUGUGCAUGUGGGAGAUCUUGAUGUACGGCAUCAAGCCUUUCCAGGGGGUGAAGAACAACGACGUGAUUGGCAGGAUAGAGAACGGCGAGCGAUUGGCUAUGCCUCCUCAAUGCCCGCCCACCCUCUACAGUUUGAUGACCAAAUGCUGGGCCUAUGACCCCAGCAAGCGGCCGCGAUUCACCGAACUCAAAACACAACUCAGCACCAUACUGGAGGAAGAGAAGCUUCAGCAAGAGGAGAGACUUCGAAUGGAGAUGAGGAGACAAGUGACCGUGUCCUGGGACUCUGGAGGGUCUGAUGAAGCACCGCCAAAACCCAGUAGACCAGGCUACCCCAGUCCUCGCUCCAGUGAGGGCUUCUUCUCCAGUCCCCAGCUCAACCACUUCCCGCCGUCAGCCCAUGGUGGUGUAGGAGGAGUAGGAGGCAGCUACCCUCCUACUGAUUCCUGGAAUCAGCACAGAUCUGAACACACUGCACUGUGGAGCCCGAACAUGGAGGACAGUGGCCAGGCCCUGAUGGAGGAGAGGCUGAUGAUGCAGCAGCAGCAGAUGGAGGACGACCAGCGGUGGCUGGAGCAGGAGGAGAGCUUCAUGAAGACAGAGUCCAGAAACAGCAGAGGAAGCAUGGACAGAGAGGACGGCACACUACAGGCACCGAGUGGAAGCCAGCAUAUCUACCAGCCUGUAGGGAAACCAGAGCAUGUGGCUCCUCCUAAGAAACCACCCCGCCCUGGAGCUCCUGGUCACCUGGCCAGCCUCUGCCCUGUGGACAGCUACAACGAGGGGGUCAAGCCGUGGAGGCUGCAGCCUCAGGAGAUCAGCCCGCCCCCCACCGCCAAUUUGGAUCGUUCGAACGACAAAGUGUACGAGAAUGUGACGGGGUUGGUUAAAGCUGUGAUUGAGAUGUCCAACAGGAUUCAACCCGCAGCCCCAGAGGAGUAUGUCCCAAUGGUCAAGGAAGUGGGUCUGGCGCUGAGGACUCUGCUAGCAACAGUGGAUGAGACACUUCCUGUGCUGCCAGCCAGCACACACAGAGAGAUUGAGAUGGCCCAGAAGCUGUUGAAUUCAGAUCUGGCUGAGCUGAUAUCAAAGAUGAAACUGGCCCAACAGUAUGUCAUGACAAGUUUACAAAAGGACUACAAGAAACACAUGCUAAUGGCAGCUCACGCCCUCGCAGUCGAUGCCAAGAACCUGCUGGAUGUCAUCGACCAAUCACGACUCAAGAUGAUCAGGAUUUAAUUGGAAAGAGUUUCUGCGUGCGGUAGCUCCUAGCCAAUCACAAACGAGAACAUUUGGAUGGAUAUCAGUGAUGGAUGGAUGGAAAAAAGAUGAACUUCUGGAGACAGCAGACAUGACUGACUGAAACAAUCAGCGCCCUCUUCUCCUCCAACAUUCGUCGUUUCCUUUUUCCACUCCGCCGACGGCCAUGUUUUGGUCGAUAUUGUGUUGUUUUGUACUUUCGUUGCAUUAUUUUGUUUUGUAUCCAGAGAAACGCUCUUCUUCUCCCCACCACGUAUCCUCAGAUGAAUUCAAAAAAAGAAAAAAGAAAAAAAAAAUCAUCCAUUGCUACUUUUUAAUAUUUUAAUGUCGCAGAGGUUCACUUGAAGGGAACUGCAGAGAUAUUUUGGUGAAUGGAUGCUCCAAAAUCUGACGCUUAAACACUAAACUCCAAGUGUGCAGGAUGUAACAACUGGAACUGAAGUGACAGGAUUAAGGAUGAUGAUGAAGACAAUAUGAUGAUGAUGAUGAUGAUGUUGUUUAAACAUGCUUUUAUAUCAUUAUUAAUUGUUAUUAUUAUUACUAUUUUCAGCCUCGUCUCUCACAGUAUGUGUCUGUGUCUGCUUUUCAGUCUUACUCUUAAAAAUUGUAUGGGCAAAAAGUCAUUGAUUUACAGCUUCUGAUGUUUUCAAGUCUUUUUCUCAUCUGCUCUCUAGUUCUCUUUAUCUCAGGCAUCAAAAGAUCGCAUAGAAAAAUUAAAUAUAUAAAGCUGAAUUUUGAAGAACAAACUAAAAGUCACAGGCCACUUUUUCUUAAGUUAACUUGCAUAGUAAAUAUACAAAGAAGCUAUAUUUUUAACACGUCUCUGAGGCAUGAAUUGUUAGUGAAUAAGGGAGAGGGAUGAACAGGGGGCAAAGUGGAGGGAGGGCGGAGGGAUUGAGUUACAGUGGAGGUGCUGAACCUGUGCCAAAUUAGCUGCAAUUGACUAAAAAGGAACAUUUCACUCAAAAUGCUCCAUUGUUUUACUCAAUAAUAACAGUUUUUAGCAGCUGUUUGUCGUUCUUGCAUUAAAAAAUGUAGAAUUGUCGUCAGUAGCGUUCUUGCUUUUGUAUGUUCAAGCCAUGUAUGUUGUGUUGUUGUCCUUCAGUCCUACUCGUAAAUGUUCACUCAACAAGAAGCAGCGCAGGCUUUCAGUUGCCACCCCUCUUUGUCAAAUUGUCUUUCGUCAGUCCAGGAACUGGAUUUUCAGGAACACUUUAACAAAAAUCCUGGUUCAUAUUAAGAGUAGAGUUCAACAUUAGUAACAAACAAAUGACAUUUUCAUAUACAACUAACUGGACUUAAAGUUAUUUGGAGCUCAAGAUUUGUUUGUUUUAUGGCUGCCUAACAGACUGGUGGACAAAAAGGGUGCAUGCCUUGUUCGGGUGGGGUUCGGGUGUUAUCAUUUAAAUUGUUCACCAUAACUUUGCUCUUAAUCUCUUCUCCAUCAGCCCUCCUGUUUUCCUUCCCUGUCUUUUAACCUGAUUCUGCCUGUGAUACCGUCCCUCCCCUCGGCUUCGGCUUCCUCUCGUCCCUCUCUGAUUCGCUCUCCGUUCCGCUGUUCGCUCUCCCCUGAGGUGAACAGUAUUCUCAGGAAGGAGUCACAUGUAGGUCUUCAGUUGCUAAACCAAGCAAAUAAAACACUGUUAUCGUUUAAAGAAA
Scatophagus argus is the source of this 5392-nucleotide messenger RNA. RefSeq names its product protein tyrosine kinase 2aa (gene ptk2aa). Gene Ontology annotation, molecular function: ATP binding; protein tyrosine kinase activity. Gene Ontology annotation, biological process: signal complex assembly; protein phosphorylation. The record is from RefSeq and is a predicted model, not a curated record. Lineage: Eukaryota; Metazoa; Chordata; Actinopteri; Scatophagidae. The coding region runs from base 608 to 3712 and encodes 1034 amino acids. The transcript is spliced from 36 exons. Gene Ontology annotation, cellular component: cytoskeleton; focal adhesion.